Messenger RNA from Drosophila suzukii, 1056 nucleotides. NCBI's taxonomy places the organism in Eukaryota, Metazoa, Arthropoda, Insecta, Diptera, Drosophilidae. The record is from RefSeq and is a predicted model, not a curated record.
AGCUGACUGCUAACCAUGCCCCCCCCAAGCCCAGCGGAGCACCCACUUACACGAACCUAACUCGAUUAUUAUAAUAUUCAACUAUAUAAUCCAAUGGGAAAGUUUGCUAAUAAGCUGCUAGUUGAGUGCCAGUUAACAUUGCCAGUUCACCCGGGAUUUCAGAAGCACUCAAGGAUUGCGGGAUGGGAAUGAGGUUCGGUUUUAUUGUUGUGGAUAGGGAAUGCAGCUCGAGGGCGAACGUCUCGAGUCAAUUUCAAUUUUGCCCACUGAAGGAUAAUUGCAAAUGGAUGAGAAUUGAACGUUUGAUUCGCUCUUAUUGAGAUGAUUUGGCUAAUCGAAUCAGUCAAGUUGAUUGAAUGACAGGUUAGCUCAUGAAUGUUAUAAUCACAGUAGGCCAGAAGUUCUUGGAAGAUAUUUCAUAGAACUCCAACGGAAAAUAUCAUAACUAAAAAAUUUUCCAGUUGAUCAUAACCUUUUUUUCUAGAAAGUCUCUUGCGAAAAAUAGCUUUAUAUUUAGGAUAUGUCCGGACUGUCUCAUCGAAUUAUGAAGGAGACACAGCGUCUUCUGGAGGAUCCGAGUCCGGGGAUUAGUGCCAUCCCGGAUGAGAAAAAUGCCCGUUACUUCCACGUUCUCGUCUCUGGGCCCCAAGACUCGCCCUACGAAGGUGGAAUUUUCAAGCUGGAGCUGUUUCUACCGGGCGCUUAUCCCAUGAAGGCGCCAUUGGUUCGGUUCCUGACGAAAAUCUAUCAUCCCAAUAUCGAUAGUUUGGGUCGAAUCUGUUUGGAUGUGCUGGGGGACAAAUGGAGUCCGGCGCUACAGAUUCGCACCAUUCUCCUUUCGAUCCAGGCCCUGCUAAGUGCUCCCAAUCCGGACGAUCCACUGGUCAACGAUGUGGCAGACUUAUGGAAGGUCAAUGAGAAGAGGGCCAUUCAGAAUGCCCGGGAGUGGACCUUGAGAUAUGCCAUGGAAAACUGAUUUUCCUUGGAAAAAACGAACAAAUUACAAAUAAUUCUGUAUUUUAGGAUCACUAAAAUGGAAUUAAAUAAGGGAAAACA